This is a messenger RNA of Astyanax mexicanus (Mexican tetra), 2074 nucleotides long. Its product is annotated as E3 ubiquitin/ISG15 ligase TRIM25-like. The record is from RefSeq and is a predicted model, not a curated record. Lineage: Eukaryota; Metazoa; Chordata; Actinopteri; Characiformes; Acestrorhamphidae. Gene Ontology annotation, molecular function: protein binding; zinc ion binding. The transcript is spliced from 6 exons. The coding region runs from base 5 to 1735 and encodes 576 amino acids.
UAAAAUGGCAGAGGCCAGUAUUUUGGAUCAGGAUCAGUUCAGCUGUUCAGUCUGUCUGGAUCUAAUGAAGAAUCCAGUAACUAUUCCCUGUGGACACAGUUACUGUAUGGUGUGUAUUAAUGGCUGCUGGGAUCAGGAGGAUGAGAGGGGGGUCUACAGCUGCCCCCAGUGCAGAGAGACGUUCACUCCGAGGCCUGUUCUACGCAGAAACAACAUGCUGGCUGAAGUGGUGGAGAAACUGAAGAAGACAGAAGUCCGAGCUGCUUCUCCUGCUCACUGUUACGCUGGAGCUGGAGAUGUGGAGUGUGAUUUCUGUACUGGGAGGAAACUCAAAGCCAUCAAGUCCUGUUUGGUGUGUCUGGCUUCUUACUGUGAGACUCAUCUCCAACCUCACUAUCAGUCUCCUGCCUUUAAGAAGCACAAGCUGGUCAAAGCCUCCAAACAGCUGCAGGAGAAGAUCUGCUCUCAGCAUGAUAAACUGAUCGAGAUCUACUGUCGUACUGAUCAACAGUUUAUCUGUUAUUUAUGUACGAUGGAGGAACACAAAGGUCAUGAUACAAUCUUAGCUGCAGCAGAAAGAACUGGGAAACAGAGAGAGCUAAAGGAUGUACAAAAGAAAUCCCAGCAGAGACUCCAGGAGAAAGAGAAGAAGCUGCAGGAGCUGAAACAGGCAGUUAAAUCUGUAAAGCUCUCUGCACAGUCAGCAGUGGAGGACAGUGCGAGGAUCUUUACUGAGCUGAUCCGCUCCAUUGAGAAAAAGCGCUCUGAGGUAACAGAGCUGAUCAGAGAUCAGGAGAAGACUGAACUGAGUGCAGCUGAAGAACUCCUGGAGCAGCUGGAGCAGGAGAUCACUGAUCUAAAGAGGAGAAACACUGAGCUGGAGCAGCUUUCACACACAGAGGAUCACAUCCACUUCCUGCAGAGUUUCCAGUCUGUUUGUGUCUCUUCGAGAUGUGAGAACUUACCCAGCAUCACUGUCCAUCAUCAUCUCUCAUUUGAUGAAGUGAGGAAAUCUCUCUCUGAUCUGAAAAAGCGACUGGAGGAAAUCUGCAAUGAGGAAAUGAGUAAAAUUCCUGUACAUGGCAAAAGGAGCUUUCUGCUGGGAAACAGAAAAACUGAAAUAUUGACCUCUUCACUGAUUGGCUACAAAAAAUCACUUCACAGAAGUUUAUCCUCAGAACCAAAGAGAAGGCAAGAUUUCCUACAGUAUUUCUGUCAGCUGACGCUGGAUCCCAACACAGUCAAUCAUGAUCUCAUUGUGUCUGAGAAGAACAAAGUUGUUUCAUGGAGUAAGAGGUUCCAGCAUUACUCUGAUCAUCCAGAGAGAUUUGACUCCAGGCCUCAGGUGUUGAGUAAGGAGAGUCUGAGUGGACGCUGUUACUGGGAGGUAGAGUGGAGCAGCGAGGGAUGGGGAGUGUCCAUUUCAGUGUCAUAUAAAGGGAUCAGUAGGAAAGGACUGGGUGAGGAGUGUGUGUUCGGAUUCAACAGUGAGUCUUGGCGACUGCGAUGUUCUUCCUCUCCCUCUUUUUGUCACAACAGUGUUGAGACUCAGAUCUCAGCUCCUCCAUCCUCCAGAAUAGGAGUGUAUGUGGAUCACAGUGCAGGAACUCUGUCCUUCUACAGCGUCUCUGAUACAAUGACCCUCCUACACACAGUCCACACCACAUUCACUCAGCCCCUCUACGCUGGAUUUGGUCUUGGUUCAGGAGCCUCAGUUAAACUGUGCAAAAUGUGAACAGGUUUUAUGGUUAUACAUGAAGUUGUACAAAUUCUUUAGUGACAUGCAUUAUCUGUUGUAAACAUUCCUUCUAAAGAAUGCAUUCAGUUACUUUAAGUUGCAUCCAUUGCAGACACACUAGUAGAGAAGUACUGCCAAUAGAAUAGGACUCUGGAGCAGAUUCCUAAAGCCAGGUGUGGGAUAUCAGUUUGGAAACUGUUGGGGUUGAGGUAGGUUAAUGAUAAUCAUCAUCAUUUUGAUCUAAUGCUCUUUGGUAGCAACAAACAAUGAGCAGGAGUUGUAAAACUUUGUCCAUAUGGUGUUGGUACUUGUUACUAGUAACAUUAAGAUAUGUAU